Molecule: messenger RNA, 474 nt
Organism: Rotaria socialis
Lineage: Eukaryota; Metazoa; Rotifera; Eurotatoria; Philodinida; Philodinidae
Source: the annotation of a GenBank genome assembly
AUGUCUACAGUUAUCACCCAAAACAUCGCAUCCAUCACUGCGAAUAAGAUAGUGGACACGCCGCCAACGCAAAAGCCAAGCUCUUCAAUUCCAACAUCAACGAAGGCAAUCACACCUAAAGUUCCAUCCAAUCCGGCACUAACCAACAUUCCAAUCGAAAUAUCUACUACUGCAAAAAUAACUAGUACUCAAUUGAAUCCAACUAGCAAAUCUACAUCGAGAACGACACUGACAACAUCGGAUUCGUUUGGCGAUAAAGAAAUUAAUAAUAAUCCAUUUGAUAAAACAUUCGUUAUUGUCUUAUCAACUGCAAUACCUGCUGUAUUAAUUGCCAUUGUUGUGACUGGUAUUUUAGUUAAGAAAAGAACAGCUAGAAGUGUACCUAGUGAUGUUUCGCAACCAUCAACUCAUAAAGAUAAUCGAAAGAAAAUGUUUAUUGAACUCGAAGAAUUAUCACAAAGUGGAGUUUUCUAG